GGAGAAAGACAACGAGAACCAAAAACACAUCACAGAGAAAAAGAAAAGAAGGAAUAUAUGGAGAAUAAAAUGGUGGGAGCAUACGACCGUGCCGCUGAACUAAAAGCAUUCGACGAGAUGAAGACUGGCACGAAGGGUCUUGUGGAUGCGGGAAUCACAGAAAUCCCACGCAUUUUCCACAACCCGCUUGUUGCCGUGGAGAACUAUAAACCUCCCUCAGAGGUGAGAAUCCCAUCAAUUGAUUUCGGAGGUGGCGUAUUCGAAUCUCCGGUCACUCGAGAGAGUGUGGUUGCCAAAGUGAAAAACGCGGCGGAGAAUUAUGGGUUUUUCCAGUCCAUUAACCACGGAUUCCCACUCGAUCUCAUGCAGAGGAUGAGAGAAGGGGUUCGUUCCUUUCACGAUCAAGAUCCACAAGUGAGGAAAACUUUCUACACCAGAGAUAUGAACAAAAGGGUUAAGUAUUUCAGUAAUCCUGAUCUCUUUAACUCUCCUGCUGCAAGUUGGAGAGAUACUUUUACUUGUUUUAUGUUCCCUGAUGUUCCAAACAAACAAGACUUACCUGAGAUUUGCGGGGAAGUUAUGUUGGAGUACUCCAAAGAAGUGAUGAAGUUUGCAGAGCUAGUCUUUGAGCUUCUAUCUGAAGCUUUAGGUUUGAAUCAUAACCACCUCAAAGAUAUUGGUUGCACAAAAGGUCUUUGUAUGAUUUGUCAUUGUUACCCACCUUGUCCUGAGCCUGACCGAACCCUCGGCGCCGCUCAGCACACCGACAGAACUUUCCUCACUAUUCUUCUCCAAGACCAUAUUGGAGGACUUCAAGUUCUUCAUGAUGGAUACUAUUUUGAUUCUCCCGUUAAUCCCGACGCUAUUAUUGUUAAUAUUGGUGAUCUCCUACAGCUUAUCACGAACGACAAGUUUAUAAGCGUGGAACACAGAGUUUUGGCAAAUGGGAGUAACCACCCCCGCAUUGCAGUCUCGUGUUUCUUUGUGCAUCCUCCAACAGAUGCAAGCGUUUAUGGACCCAUUAAAGAGCUUUUGUCCGAAGAUAACCCUCCCAAGUACAAAGAGACCCCCGCUGGAUUCUUCAACCACUUUGUCCCUAGACAACUUCAUUGUAAUAAUUCGUUGAGCCAUUUAAGGAUUUGAAACUCCAAAUCCUUCACGUUUCUAUUUGCUCCAAAUAAAAUGUAAUGCCCACAUGCACCGUGUUCAAUAAAAUUUGUAAGAGUACACAUACCGUAGUACUCAAAAUUUACAAGAGUAUGAAGUUUACCUAUUUUUAAUA
Raphanus sativus (radish) is the source of this 1282-nucleotide messenger RNA. RefSeq names its product probable 2-oxoacid dependent dioxygenase. The record is from RefSeq and is a predicted model, not a curated record. Bases 58 to 1143 code for a protein of 361 amino acids. NCBI's taxonomy places the organism in Eukaryota, Viridiplantae, Streptophyta, Magnoliopsida, Brassicales, Brassicaceae. The transcript has 3 exons.